This is a messenger RNA of Eruca vesicaria subsp. sativa (arugula), 243 nucleotides long. The record is from the annotation of a GenBank genome assembly. Lineage: Eukaryota; Viridiplantae; Streptophyta; Magnoliopsida; Brassicales; Brassicaceae.
AUGGCCUGCAGUUGCGUCUCCGUAGUUCGGCCUUCAUCUCACACCUACUACACCCAGGGACCACAAGUUUCUCCCACGGUGUUACGCAGCCCAUGUCCUAAGAUUGAUAAGAGCGUCGCAAUGGCUAAGGAAUCAAUCAAUCUUUUCCAAGAUUACACGAACUCGAUGAACAAGAUGAUUGAUAUAGAGAUAUCGGAACAUAAGAUGAUCUUAAGGAGUUUCGCAGAUGUUUUGUGGGCAUAA